GCAGAAGGGAAGGUUACACCGGUUCCAAGCAGCAGGUCACAGCUCUGGGGCAGUUAAUGAGGGUUAGGACAUACAUAAAUAGGGUGGCAGCAGGUUGGUCCUUCUCUCUGGUCCUGGCCCUGAUCUCCGGCUACACAGCAGAGUUUUUGAAGAUGUCGGCAGAUAUACCAUUAAAUAUUAAUAUCAAGGAGCCCCGAUGGGAUCAAAGCACUUUCAUUGGACGAGCCAGUCACUUCUUCACUGUAACAGACCCCCGAAAUAUUUUGCUAUCUGAUGCCCAGCUGGAAAAUGCAAGAAAAAUCGUGCAUGAUUAUAGACAAGGUAUUGUGGCACCUGGAUUGACUGAAAAUGAACUGUGGAGAGCAAAGUAUAUCUAUGAUUCAGCCUUUCAUCCAGACACUGGCGAAAAGAUGGUCUUGAUUGGCCGAAUGUCAGCUCAGGUACCCAUGAACAUGACUAUCACAGGUUGUAUGAUGACCUUUUAUAGAACGACACCAGCAGUGGUUUUCUGGCAGUGGAUUAACCAGUCCUUCAAUGCUAUAGUAAAUUAUACAAACAGGAGCGGUGAUGCCCCAAUUACUGUCAGCCAGCUGGGAACAGCCUAUGUUUCUGCUACCACAGGUGCUGUUGCAACAGCCUUAGGACUUAAUGCACUAACAAAGCAUGUCUCACCUCUUAUAGGACGGUUUGUUCCUUUUGCUGCUGUUGCUGCUGCUAACUGCAUUAAUAUUCCACUAAUGAGACAAAGGGAACUCAAGUUUGGAAUCCCCAUCACAGAUGAGAAUGGAAACAGACUGGGUGAAUCAACAAAAGCAGCUCAGCAGGCAAUUACUCAGGUGGUUAUAUCAAGGAUCCUUAUGGCUGCUCCUGGCAUGGCAAUUCCUCCCUUUAUAAUGAACACACUGGAAAAGAGAGCGUUUUUAAAGAUCAGCAAAAAUGAGCCAUUUCUUCAGUGACUGCUCAGUGGUCUUUGGUACCAUCAUGACUGUUCAUGCUCACCUGUUGCUCCCCCUCAGCCUCAAAGACUGAGCAGAGGCGAAACGCUGCUCUACAGGUCAUCAGUGGUAACACUUGGUAGAGAUUAGCAUUAAAGCCUUUAAGGAGUGAGCUGCAUUUCUAACAAGCAGCUUCUGCACAUUCUCCUGAGGUUUCAGAAGCACCAUCCCAUUUGCAGUAUUGCAAUACCAUCCACACGAGCUUUACUAACUCAUUUUUCUUAGUCUUUGCUUUGCGUGUCAUCAGCACUCUUGGAAAAAAACUACUUGUAAGCUUGCCAAAGCCUAUCAAAGCAACGUGCAGGGCCAGAAAAGUCAAAAGUCUGUUAAAUGAGGAGCAUAGAACGAUGUUCUGCAGUAAGAUAGAGAGAGGUAAAUACUUCUGGACUGCUGGUCUCAGUGAUAGCAGUGAGCCAUCCUUUCUUCUUUAGAAUAAGAUGUAGGUUCUGUAGUACUACUCCAUUUUCUGACAUAGUUUUGCAUGAGGAUAUUUCACUUAUAGCACUAAUAUAGCUUACAGUAUUCCCAAAAGUUAUUGCUAGAAAAUGAUUCAAAAACAUUUUUAAAACACAAACUUGCUGGUUCAAGAAGAAUCCUAAUUCUUGACCAGAAAACUAAAAAUUUGGUUUUAUGUAUAUGCUGCUUUUGCUUUUGAUUUCAGCAGUUGCUUUGACUGCACUUUGAGGAAUUAAGCAAUGCAGUGACUACUGAUGGUGAGGCUGUAUGCUGCCUGUAAACUGCACAUAUUGGCUAGCUCCACAUGGAACCAAAUCAUUAUUAUAUUUGCUGCAACAGAAGGAUCCAUUAGGAACCCUGCUCUAAGGGACAGGGUUUAUCGAUUUGUUUAGUCACAGAUAACCUUUCCCCAUGGGAAAUAAAACAUAUACAUGUUUCAUAGAAACGUCUGAAAAUCCCGAGGGAAACUGAAGCUUUAAAUUAGAUUGCUACUCUCACACCCUCAGCAACUGUUUCUCUCUGGUUCUGCAUACUAUAUUGAUUCCAGAAACUUCCUCUUAUGCCUUUAAAACAAACUUCUUCAAGUCUCUUAGUUUGUAACUAACAUGCAUAUUCAAAGCUCUUACAAAACUAGAACAGAGCCUUUUCUUCUUUCAGAUAUCAUUCUUGAAUGUCUUACGCCUUAGAUCGUUCCACGCUUUCCUUCUUUAGCUGUUGUUUCAUUUAGUCAUGUUCUUGUGAACAGGCGUAGCUACCCUGAGAGCUGGCACAGUUGGGGAUCGAGCAGUAAAAUAAGCAGGAAAAAUCUGAUUUGGGCUUUUGUUUGUUUGCUCCAUUUCUCCAUUUUGUUUGCUAUUGUUUCUCCACUUUCUCUUUGCACUAACUGCCAAAGAUGCCUCGAAGUCAUCUGGAAUUUAAAUCCUAAUUCAUCUGAAAUUGCCUUCUUUCCUAUUUAAAUACAUCUUUUAACAGACUAAAUUCUUUUGCCAUCUUGUACUUCUCUAUUUUGCCUUUGUAAGGACGUGCAGCCUGCAUUUGAGACCUGCUUUAUCAUUUUAAAUCAUUCUCUAGGCAGUCAGUGACCUUCUAGUGUCAGUGUUUUACCAUCGCCCUUAAUUAGUGCCACCUGGUAAAACUCUUGGAAAAUUAAAAGCUAUAAUUCAGAUCAAGCACCUUGGCAAAACUUGUUCCUGCAAAUAGCUGUUAGUAUUGUCUAUGUUCAGAGACACUUCUCUUUUUCAGAAUAAUGACCAACUCAGGUGAAGGCUUGAAACCAAUAUCUGUUACUAUCGUGGUGCCCUUUAAGUCUUUUCAGUUAUAGAAGUGUUUGGGGCUUUUCUUCUACAUAUCUUCCACUGCAGUUCUCAGCAUCCCUCUCCUUUAAUUCUCCCUGUAUACAGGAGCCAGUUGCUGUACCGAGUUUUUGUGUUCCCAGCUAAGCAUAGGAUGAUGACUUUGGUAACUGCUGUCCCUCACCUGUGAGCUGUGACUCCCACAGUCCAAUUUCUGAUCUUCCCCUGUCAGCCAUGGAGUCUCUUGCCAUCGGAAUUCUCCCAGUAUAUAAAAUUUAAAGCAUUUUGAGUGAAUUUAUUUCAAGAGAGAGUCAAAGGCGUACUUAGUGGAUUGUCAGAACAAUGGAGCACAGCUGAAUUCAGUCUUUACCCUUCUUACUGUUGCUUUUUCCAUCUAUUAUCUAUUGUUGCAGGUUAUUGCUGAAUUGUGCAGUUCUUUCUGUAUUCAUUUCUGGAUUACAGGUUAACACCAGGAAGAAGAAGAAAAGAGGAACAGUGUUCUACAUCAUUUCUUUCUCUCAGGCUCUGGAGAAAGCUUCAUACAAGGCUUGGUUACCACUGCUUAGACCUUACUUAGCACCAGCUUUAUCACACUGAGUUUUCUGAAUUUCCUUCUUCUAUCUCACCUGUCAAAUACUGCCUGUCUUUUGUUCACUGGUUUCUCCUGUAAUUUCUACAUCUUGAAUAAUGCCUCUUGCAGAAAAACAUCACCACUGUUGAGAAUAUCGCCCACCAUAACACUUUCUUACUCAUUAGCUCAUUUGUUUAAAAAUCAGCUUCCUGCUAUCAUAUCAUUUGUGGUGUACAUUCUGCUUAUUAAAGACACUGAUUUUACUGUAACAAAACAGAAAAAGCUCUGCAUAGAAAUGAUAUUUUACCAGAUCUGGUUUUAUUUCAUUAGCAAUUUCAACUAGAAUUCUAACCUGGGCUGGGGGAGGGGAUUCCUAAACCAUCCAAAGACCCAUAAGAAAACUAUGCUAUUUCUUGGUGUAUGUUCAAGUUUUGCAGGAGUUUCAGUACUGUAGGGUAUGCUAUAAAGAAAAAGAGUCUAUAUAUUGUGGGGUGCUUUCUCAGCUUUGUCCCUUUAGUCCCUCUAGUUUUUUUCCUUAAGAGAUGAACACUUGCAGAACUGGACUGUAUUGGGCUGUGUGCUUAACGGUUAAAUUCCUACUCAUCAAAUCAUACCAUAAGACAGGAGGAAGGGCUAUCAAUUCCUUGAUAUCUCCCUUAUUUUUGGUUGGCAGGUACAAUGGGCUGUUGCCCACAAAGCAAAGUUGCAAUUGUGAGUCAAAGCCAGUUGAUGGAAUGGAGGAGAGAGCUACAGCCAAAUUUCCCUGUGCCCUCAGGAGGUCUGCCAGUGCAUUCCAGCAGCACCACUCCCAACUUGCUAGCUAUUGUGGGCUUACAUGACUCACAGAGGUUCAGGUCAGGAUCAGUUCAUAAGUAAAACAGUCGGUCACCUACUGUAGUUUCUAAGGGACACUCAGAAUAAGUGUACGCUGAUAGCAAGAAAGCUCUGAUACUUGGAAGAUGUUGGAAUAAGGCUUUCAAACCAUAGCCCAAGCUUAAGGUAUGCUGGUAAUUGUUUUACAUGACGAAAGGAAAACGGACUUUUUUAGGUGCAGGUUGUCCCUUCCAAUGCAAGUUUCCGUGGUGGGAAGAGGAAUAAAAGGAUGCCCUACUCACUGUGUAUAUUUUAUUUU
Molecule: messenger RNA, 4446 nt
Organism: Gallus gallus (chicken)
Lineage: Eukaryota; Metazoa; Chordata; Aves; Galliformes; Phasianidae
Gene: SFXN1
Product: sideroflexin 1
Exons: 9
Coding region: 57-956 (299 amino acids)
Biological process (GO): monoatomic ion transport; serine import into mitochondrion
Cellular component (GO): mitochondrial inner membrane
Molecular function (GO): monoatomic ion transmembrane transporter activity
Source: RefSeq, a predicted model, not a curated record